AUGGCGCACCAAGGCCAGUCCAGAUUGAUUGAGGACCAUCCUAUUGGAAGCAGUCUCGACGUUUUUCGCGAUUCUUUCAACUCCCUCUGCAAAGACAGAACCAUCUUUCACUCGCCUGAUCCGCUUGCCCACUUUACCCAUGAAGAUAUCCAGAAUCUCGCUCUCGAUCUCCUUUCCCUUCUGCGAAAACUCCCCGUCAUCCUCUUAUUGCAAUCAAAGACAGGCCACGGCCCCCUCCGAAACGAUCUCCUCAAACUCAUUUCUGCUGUUGCCUCGGAUGACUUCGACUUUGACCGCGUCAAACCCUUGUUAAAAUCCGCGCUCGCUGAUGAGCUAGACGAUGCCAUCAUCUGGAAUCAUCUCUACGAAGCUGUUACAGAAUCGACCCCGCCUCCUCGACCAAUACCUUCGUCGAUCCAACAAACGCCGUUGAGUCAGAAUACAAGCGGCCUCGUGAACUCGUCGGAAUUUCGCCAGAAUGUGGAUCCGAUCCUUAAGUUGGAGCUUGAGCAUCUCUAUACUGGACUACCCAAUUUCCACAAAGCCUUCUUUGGAGACGUGCCAGACCUCGACAGAGUCUCUGAGGCAGUUUUUCGCAGGUGCACCGACGGCGACCAUCCGCUGUUCACUGAUGGUUGGACUGGAUGGCCAGCAACCGCCAAAGAGAGCGAGGUGCUGGCUUGGUUUAGUGGCUUGAUACCCAAGCUGGAAGCAUUCGCAAGCGACCACGAUCCGAGAGUGGCGACCCGACGCAAGCUAUUGGCGCAGCCUAGGACUCCAUUAAUUGGCUCCACAGGCAAACGCAGCAUGGAUAUCGGCUUUGUUAACAGUGGAAUCACUUACAAUCCUGACUCUGAAGAUUCGAGAUAUCGCUGGUCACACAUCCUCGUUGCCGGCGAACUGAAAAGCAACCCGAAGGCGGACACACAGUCGAUUGCAUGGAUUGAUCUUGCAAGGUAUGUGAGAGAGGUAUUCGGGGCCCAAGAGACUCGUCGCUUCGUACUGGGCUUUACUCUCUGCGGGUCUCUUAUGAGGGUAUGGGAGUUCGACCGGCUUGGGGGAAUCGCCUCCGAACAAUUUGAUAUCAACAAGAAGGCUGGUGGGCUACAGUUUGUGACGACCAUCCUCGGAUUUCUACGGAUGAACGAGGAGAUGCUUGGGUUUGACCCUACCAUUAGAGCAUCUGGCGAUGAGCAAUAUAUCGACAUUGAACGACACGGCAAAACAGAGCGCCUCAUCAUUGACGAGGUCAUGAAGCGAGCACAUUGCGUUGCCGGUCGGGCGACUGUCUGUUGGAGAGCUCAUCGCAAGGAGGAUCCGCAGACACCGCUUGUUAUCAAAGACUCGUGGCAAUAUACUGAUCGGGACGAAGAAGGCGAACUUCUCCGAGAGGCGACUGAGAAAGGCGUUGCUAACGUUGCCCGAUAUUACCAUCAUGAGACCGUUCGCGUACGAGGUGCCAAUGACGACAUCCAACAAAACAUUCGAAAGUGCCUGGACGUCACAGAAGCUGCUAACUAUCGACCAGGACGUGCGACGCUACAGUCCAGUACGAACGUAUCUAUUUCCCGCAAAGGGCGAAGCACCAGCGCUGGCAUUAAGCGGCCAUCCAGCGAUGCUGACGCCACUCUACCGCCGAUUAAGCGGUCCCGUCCAAAUUCUCCAAUAAAGGCAAGCGGCGAACGACCACCAAACCGGAUGCACCGGCGAGUUAUCCUUAGCGACUACGGAAAACCAAUCUAUAAAGCAAGCUCUCGCGUAGCGCUGCUUUCUGCGGUGGAAGGCUGCAUUGACGGCCAUUAUCACUUGCACAAGGCGGGCCUUCUCCACAGAGACAUUUCUAUCAACAACCUCAUGAUGAACGAGGACGAAAAGAACCCCUCUAGGACAGCCUUCUUGAUCGACCUUGACCUUGCUGUCCGAGAGCAACGAGAAGGUGCUUCUGGGGCAAAGGGAAAGACAGGAACGAGGGCAUUUAUGGCUAUAGGAGCACUGUUGGAUGAUGAGCACUCCUUCAUGCAUGAUCUUGAGUCCUUCUUCUGGGUAUUGUUCUGGAUAUGUAUUCACUACAAUGGCCCUAACGACGGCAAGCCGGUGCCGCGAUUUGAAAAAUGGAAUUAUGUUGAUACGGAUGAGUUAGCAGAACUGAAGAAGGGCGAGAUCGCGGAUGAGGAAGAUUUUCUCAAGAAGGUAGACAAGCAUUUCACGUCGCACUACCGGCCGCUGAUCCCAUGGGUCAAUAGGCUGCGAAGGAAAGUAUUUCCUAAUGGUGGGAGAUGGAAGAGGCAAGAGCCGGAGCUCUAUUCCUCGAUGAAGAAGAUCCUCCACGAUGCCCGGAUGGAUCCAAAGGUGUUGGCGGAACGUUGA
Messenger RNA from Clonostachys rhizophaga, 2367 nucleotides. The record is from the annotation of a GenBank genome assembly. NCBI's taxonomy places the organism in Eukaryota, Fungi, Ascomycota, Sordariomycetes, Hypocreales, Bionectriaceae.